CGCCGGGGAGCCGCGGAGCCUCAGAGUCCCAGCGCCCCGCGAGGAGCACAGAGCCCGCGGGCCGGGCGAACAAAGCGACGGCGGCGCGGGCAGCCCAGGCGCCGGACGCACGGAGCGAGCGACCCGCUGCGCCUUUGUCUCGGGCGGGGCAGGAGCGGCGGUCGGCGCGGGGCGCCCCGAGCGCAGAAUGCGGCGCCCGGAGGGGCGGAUCGAGGAGCGCUGCGGCAGCAGGAGGCGUGGAGCCCGGGCCGGAGCUCAAGCGGACUUGUGUGUGUGAAGGGGGUACCCGGCGCGCUGCCCUGAGAGCGCCUGGUGGCCGCACGUGGGCGGGAGCGGCUGCCCGCUAGUAGCCCGAGGAGGAGGAGGAGGAAGAGGAGGGCCGCGCGGCCGCGCAGCGGGGACCCGGGGCGGCCUGCACGAAGCCCCGCCCCGGCCGCCUAGCCCCGCGCGGGCGGGCGGGAUGCCCCGCGGUCACCGCACUUCGGCCAGAGCGCUGCCCUGAACGAGCUGGUCCAGCGGCCGCGGCGGCGAGCGCACGGGCGCCGCGGGCGCCAUGGAGCAGUGGCGGCAAUGCGGCCGCUGGCUCAUCGAUUGCAAGGUCCUGCCGCCCAACCAUCGUGUCGUGUGGCCCUCGGCGGUGGUCUUCGACCUGGCGCAGGCGCUGCGCGACGGCGUCCUGCUGUGCCAGCUGCUGCACAACCUCUCCCCCGGCUCCAUCGACCUGAAGGACAUCAACUUCCGGCCGCAGAUGUCCCAGUUCCUGUGUUUGAAGAAUAUUCGCACCUUCCUCAAAGUCUGCCACGACAAAUUUGGACUAAGGAACAGUGAAUUGUUUGACCCCUUUGACCUCUUCGAUGUCCGAGACUUCGGGAAGGUCAUCUCUGCGGUGUCCCGACUGUCUCUGCACAGCAUCGCACAGAACAAAGGGAUCAGGCCUUUUCCCUCGGAGGAGACAGCUGAGAAUGAUGAUGAUGUCUACCGAAGCCUGGAAGAGCUGGCCGACGAACAUGACCUGGGAGAGGACAUCUACGACUGUGUCCCGUGUGAAGAUGAAGGGGAUGACAUCUACGAAGACAUCAUCAAGGUGGAGGUGCAGCAGCCCAUGAUCAGAUACAUGCAGAAAAUGGGCAUGACUGAGGACGACAAGAGAAGCUGCUGCUUGUUGGAGAUUCAGGAAACCGAGGCCAAGUACUACCGCACCCUGGAGGACAUCGAGAAGAACUACGUGGGCCCCCUGCGGCUGGUGCUGAGCCCAGCGGACAUGGCUGCCAUCUUCAUCAACCUGGAGGACCUCAUCAAGGUGCACCACAGCUUCCUGCGGGCCAUUGAUGUGUCCAUGAUGGCUGGUGGCAGUACCCUGGCCAAGGUCUUCCUGGAGUUCAAGGAAAGGCUCCUGAUCUACGGAGAGUACUGCAGCCACAUGGAGCAUGCUCAGAGUACACUGAACCAACUCCUUGCCAGCCGGGAGGACUUCAGGCAGAAAGUGGAGGAGUGCACGCUCAAGGUCCAGGAGGGCAAGUUCAAGCUGCAAGAUCUGCUGGUGGUGCCCAUGCAACGGGUGCUGAAGUACCACCUGCUGCUCAAGGAACUCCUGAGCCAUUCUGCAGACCGGCCAGAGAGACAGCAGCUGAAGGAAGCGCUGGAGGCCAUGCAGGACUUGGCCAUGUAUAUCAACGAGGUGAAACGGGACAAAGAGACCUUGAAGAAGAUCAGCGAGUUCCAGUGCUCCAUAGAAAACCUGCAAGUGAAGCUGGAGGAAUUCGGGAGGCCGAAGAUUGAUGGGGAACUGAAAGUCCGGUCCAUAGUCAACCACACCAAGCAAGACAGGUACCUGUUCCUCUUUGACAAGGUGGUCAUCGUGUGUAAGAGGAAGGGCUACAGCUACGAGCUGAAGGAGGUCAUUGAACUGCUCUCCCACAAGAUGACGGAUGACCCCAUGCACAACAAGGACAUUAAGAAGUCUCAUGGGAAGAUGUGGUCCUAUGGCUUCUACCUGAUUCACCUGCAAGGAAAGCAAGGCUUCCAGUUCUUCUGCAAGACGGAAGACAUGAAGCGGAAGUGGAUGGAGCAGUUCGAGAUGGCCAUGUCAAACAUCAAGCCGGACAAGGCCAAUGCCAACCAUCAUAGCUUCCAGAUGUACACGUUUGACAAGACUACCAACUGCAAGGCCUGUAAGAUGUUCCUCAGGGGUACCUUCUACCAGGGUUACCUGUGUACCAGGUGUGGCGUCGGAGCACACAAGGAGUGCCUGGAGGUGAUACCCCCCUGCAAGAUCAGUUCUCCUGCAGACUCGGAUGCUCCUGGAGCCGGACCAGGUCCCAAGAUGGUUGCUGUGCAGAAUUACCAUGGUAACCCAGCCCCUCCAGGGAAGCCUGUGUUGACCUUCCAGACAGGGGAUGUGAUAGAGCUGCUCCGGGGUGACCCCGACUCUCCUUGGUGGGAGGGGCGACUGGUUCAAACCCGGAAGUCAGGGUAUUUUCCCAGCUCAUCCGUGAAGCCCUGCCCAGUGGAUGGAAGGCCACCUAUUGGCCGCCCGCCAUCCCGGGAGAUUGAUUACACUGCAUACCCCUGGUUUGCUGGCAACAUGGAACGUCAGCAGACGGACAAUCUGCUCAAGUCUCAUCCCAGUGGGACCUACCUCAUCAGAGAGCGACCAGCAGAGGCCGAGCGCUUUGCCAUCAGCAUCAAGUUCAAUGAUGAGGUGAAGCAUAUCAAGGUCGUGGAGAAAGACAACUGGAUCCACAUCACUGAAGCCAAGAAGUUUGAGAGCCUCCUGGAGGUGGGAGGGCUCCUGAUUCUCCAGCGGUUGGUGAGUGUGCGCCCCCUGCAGGAGCUGGUGGAGUACUACCAGUGCCACUCACUCAAGGAAAGCUUCAAGCAGCUGGACACUACGCUCAAGUUCCCCUACAAGUCGCGGGAGCGUGCUGCCACCAGGGUCUCCAGCCGGUCCCCAGCUUCCUGUGCUUCCUACAACUUUUCUUUUCUCAGUCCUCAGGGCCUCAGCUUUGCCCCUCAGGGCCCCUCCGCUCCCUUCUGGUCAGUGUUCACGCCACGGGUCAUUGGCACAGCCGUGGCCAGGUACAACUUUGCUGCACGGGACAUGCGGGAGCUGUCGCUUCGGGAAGGUGACGUGGUAAAGAUCUACAGCCGAAUUGGUGGGGACCAGGGCUGGUGGAAAGGCGAGACGAAUGGACGGAUCGGUUGGUUUCCUUCGACGUACGUGGAAGAGGAGGGUGUCCAGUGAGGGCGAGACAUGGACGGACGCACGGAUGUUCUUGGGAGUCUCCCCAGCUCUGAAGUCCACCUCUGGCUUCUCCAUGGCUCCGGGAACUGCCUGCCUGCCAAGCUUGCAGCUGUUACAGCCCACAGGGAUGGGGAAGGUGUUCCACCGUCACCUGCCCUGGGUGGCCUGUCCCUGGGUACAUUCCUUGUACAUAGAGGAAACCUGUGCUGGCCACACCCAGAGCACCAAGGAGAGGGAGCUCAGGCAAUGUGGCCAGGUGGGUGUGGAUGACAGCCAAGGUCAGAAGCCACCACCUGACCCUCUGGUUCAGAUGUUCAGGAGCCCAGAACUCAACUCAUUGUGUGCCAGGGAGGGCUGGGGACAGCAGGGAGGGCCCUUCCCAGCCCCAUCUGCUCGGCCCUGCACUGAUCUGCCUGUCUUUCUGCUGCUCUCUAGAGUGGGUGUCAGGUCUUGGGGGGCAGGCAGGACCAGACCGUGCUGUAGCACACACGAGGCCCGUCUGGGGUGCAGGAUCAGAGAGCUUGCACAGGGACCACCGGGUCAUCCUGGCUCUGCAGCUUUCCCUGACCGCCUCCCUUCCCAACCCAUCAGGGUCCUGCCGAGCACUAACUGGCCAGCCCCUCUCUCUCUGGAGGGGCCUUUGGAACGAUGACAUUGCUGACCCACCCCCAGCCCACCCCAGUCAGUGGUACUGCGCUUUGCUCGUCGACGCCUCUUUCCCGAGGUCUUCCCUGUCCUGCUGCCAGGGGACGCACCUGCGAACCCCAAAGGGCGGGGGGGGGGGGAGACCUAGGUUCCCCUCCCCACUGCCUCUCUUCUCUCCAGGAGGCACUCUUGGGUCUUCUGCAUUCCAAACCAUGGUCCCUAGGAGUCUGCUGGCCUUUGCACUCGAUGUUGGUUCUAGCCCUUGACAGGUGUCCCCACGAUGAUUCCUGCAGCCCACACACUGGACCUGUGGCCAACCCAAAAUAAGUGCUCUUGGGGUGUCUCCACCCCUUUACCCCACUUCUCUCCUGGUGCUUCCUGGCCUUUGACCUCUGGCUUGGCCAGUCCCUACUUUCUCCCUACCCAGAAUUCCAUGUGAAAGUUUAUGUCAAGACACAGACUUCUUGGGGCCCUUUCUCCAUCUAGCCGCCCAGUCCUGGGUGAGCAGGGAACCAAGGCUAGGGUUUGAGUCAUUGUCCCUGCUGGAGUGGGACUGGGCACCACCUUGUACCUGGGGAUACUUUCCAAAGUUGGCCUCAUGUCCUCCAGCUUGGCACCCACAUACAGCUUGCUGGGGUGUGUGGGGAGGCAAGGAGGAAUUCAGAAGAUGGGGAGCAACAGAAAGUGAGACACCAUGGAAAGGCUCAAGCUGUGAGAAGCUGGUUUGGGAGUGAAGAGUUGGCUUGGAGAGAGUCGGGGGCACGGGCCGCUUUGCACAGCUCCUCAGCCCGGCCUGCCCAGGGCCAAUGCAGGCUGUGGGGAGGCUCUGUCCGCCCCUUCUAUAUGAAUGCCCUGUGCUUUAGUUUUUUUUCUGGUUUUUGUUUGUUUGUUGUUGUUUUGUCCUGUUGUGUUUUGUUUUGCCUGUUUGUGUUUUAAAGGGGGGGAAAGUUGUAAUUAUUUCGUCUAAAUCUCCCAUUAUAUAUCUGUGAAUAAGAGACUCUAUAAUAGCAAAAUGAUGUAUAUUUUAGUUUGUCAUGAUAUAAGUCAUGAUAAUGAAGGACACUGAGAAAAAGAAUGAUCUAGAGCCCCGGUUUUGUGAAUGUUUUGUGUUUGUUUUGACGUUUGUAUUUGGUUUGGGUUUUUUGUUUUUUUGCGCCACACUGAGCAGGGUGAUGGGAAGGUUGGGCAAACUGGUACACAGGCACCUCUUCGAGAGACUGGGCACCGUUUGAGGGCUGAGGACUGGGGGCCUGAGAUCAGCUGUGAACAUUUGCAGUGCAGUGCAUGCAAGUCAGGGAUGAGGGGGUCCCACAGCCAGCAGCACCCCCUAAUGGAACAAUUGUACAUUUGCCAAUGGGUUUUCCUCCCCAGACUAUGGUUUUUACUACAAAUAAACCUACGUUCUAUUCUGCA
Molecule: messenger RNA, 5302 nt
Organism: Peromyscus leucopus (white-footed mouse)
Lineage: Eukaryota; Metazoa; Chordata; Mammalia; Rodentia; Cricetidae
Gene: Vav2
Product: vav guanine nucleotide exchange factor 2
Exons: 30
Coding region: 554-3244 (896 amino acids)
Biological process (GO): cell migration; intracellular signal transduction; regulation of GTPase activity
Cellular component (GO): cytoplasm
Molecular function (GO): guanyl-nucleotide exchange factor activity; protein binding
Source: RefSeq, a predicted model, not a curated record